Molecule: messenger RNA, 4104 nt
Organism: Dicentrarchus labrax (European seabass)
Lineage: Eukaryota; Metazoa; Chordata; Actinopteri; Moronidae
Product: matrilin-3
Exons: 18
Coding region: 43-2811 (922 amino acids)
Molecular function (GO): calcium ion binding
Source: RefSeq, a predicted model, not a curated record
GUGGGCCGAAGGACGGACGGAAAACAACUGUGCGCAGGCAACAUGACUCCAUCAGUGUGGGGACUGCUCUGUCUCACUGGCCUCCUGGCAUCGGGAACUCUGGGAAGUCUUCCACAGUCUGGGUCAUGCAACCGGAAGAUUCACUCAAUUAGUCCUUUAAUCCCACGAGUGUCCCCGCAAAUCCCUCCGAGGGUCCAUCAGCGCUUUGAAGACAUCAAAUCUAUCGAACAAACCUCUGAUGAACCACCAAGUGCUGAAACAUUCCAAGAGAUGCAGCUGGGUGGCUCCACAUCCCGAGGCUUCCAGCAGCAGGGUGCCCGGGCAGGUGCCAACAACUACCUGACGCAGGAGACACGGACAACCGACAGUGGAGCUGGUGGCACUAAUUCCAGGUUUUAUCGCUAUCAGCCCUCCCAUCAGCAGCCGCCAAAGACAAGCCAGCCGCUCUCACAGCUGCAACACAAAGCCACACCAUUUGCAUCUCGUCAGCCUGCUCGACUCUCGAGUGGCUCUUCCGCAUCUAUGAGAACCGCCGCAGCAACAAGGUCCAACUGCAGAAAUCGUCCUAUAGACUUGGUCUUCAUCAUAGACAGCUCCCGCAGUGUACGCCCUGCUGAGUUUGAGAAGGCCAAGGAGUUCCUGCAAGACAUGGUGGAUAGCUUGGAGAUCGGUUCAGACACGACACGAGUUGGCCUCGUCAAUUACGCCAGCACAGUGCAGAUCGAGUUUAUGCUGAAGACGUAUGUUGAGAAGUCUGCCCUGAAGCAGGCGCUGGCUCGCAUCGAGCCCCUCGCUUCAGGCACCAUGACAGGCAUGGCCAUCAAGACUGCCAUGGAGAAAGCUUUCACGGCGGAUGCAGGGGCCCGAUCUACCUCCAUGAACAUUGCCAAAGUAGCCAUCAUAGUGACAGACGGCAGGCCCCAGGAUAAGGUAGAGGAGGUAUCAGCAGCCGCUCGGGCAUCUGGCAUCGAGAUCUACGCAGUGGGAGUAGACCGAGCUGAUAUGAUGUCACUCCGCCUCAUGGCCAGCCCCCCAUAUGAUGACCAUGUCUUCUAUGUGGAGACCUAUGGUGUCAUAGAGAAGCUCACUUCCAAAUUUAGAGAAACCUUGUGUGGUAAGGAUGAUGAUAAUGGGAGUGCGGAUAUUCCAUUAGAUGGCGGACUAAGCCUAGAUGGCAGAAAAGACGGUAAAAAUAAUGAUAGAGAAAACAACGGUUUGGAUGCAUGUUCUCAGGGACACAAUUGCCAGCACAUUUGUGUCAACAAUGGCAUCUCAUACAGCUGCAAGUGUCGAGCGGGCUAUGUCUUGAACCUGGACAAGAAAACAUGCUCACGUUCAGAUACAUGUGCCCAAGGACAUGACUGCCAACAUAUUUGUGUCAGCAAUGAUGAUUCGUUCAUCUGCAAAUGUCAAGAGGGAUAUGUGUUGAAUGCAGACCAGAAAACAUGCUCACGUUCUGAUCCAUGUGCCCUUGGACAUGAGUGCCAGCACAUUUGUGAAGGCAAUGAUGACUCGUAUUUCUGCAAGUGUCGAGUGGGAUAUAAGUUAAAUGCAGACCUCAAAACGUGCUCACGUUUGGAUACAUGUGACCAGGGACAUGACUGCCAACAUAUUUGUGUUACAAAUGGUGAUUCAUACCUUUGCAAGUGCCGUGAGGGAUAUAUGUUGAAUGCAGACCUGAAAACCUGCUCAAGUUCAGAUACAUGUGCUCAGGGACAUGAUUGCCAACAUAUUUGUGUCAGCUAUGAUGACUCAUACAUCUGCAAAUGUCAAGUGGGAUAUGUGUUGAAUUCAGACCAGAAAACAUGCUCACGUUCAGAUGCAUGUACCGAGGGACAUGACUGCCAACAUAUUUGUGUCAAAAAUGGAAAUUCUUACCUUUGCAUGUGUGAUGAGGGAUAUGUGUUGAAUGCAGACCAGAAAACAUGCUCACGUUCUGAUCCAUGUGCCCUUGGACAUGAUUGCCAGCACAUUUGUAUAAACAGUGAUGACUCGUACAUCUGCAGGUGUCGAGUUGGAUAUAUUUUGAAUCCAGACAAGAAAACAUGCUCACGUUCAGACACGUGUGCCCAGGGACAUGACUGCCAACAUAUUUGUGUCAGCACUAAUGACUCAUUUGUCUGCAAGUGUCAAAUGGGAUAUGUGUUGAAUGCAGACAAGAAAACUUGCUCACGAUCGGAUGCAUGUGCCAUGGGGCAUGAUUGCCAACACAUUUGUGUCAACAGUGAUGACUCGUAUAUCUGCAAGUGUCCUGUGGGAUAUGUAUUGAAUGCAGACCAGAAAACAUGCUCACGUUCAGGUUCUGAUGCAUGUGCCCAGGGACAUGACUGCCAGCACAUUUGUGUCAAUAAUGGGAACUCUUACAUCUGCAACUGUCGAGUGGGAUACGUGUUGAACAUGGAUCACAAAACAUGCUCACGUUCGGAUGCAUGUGCCCAGGGACAUGACUGCCAGCAUAUCUGUGUCAACAAUGGGAACUCUUACAUCUGCAAGUGUCGAGUAGGAUACGUGUUGAACAUGGAUCAUAAAACAUGCUCACGUUCAGAUGCUUGUGCUCAGGGACAUGACUGCCAGCACAUUUGUAUUAACAAUGGUGACUCAUAUACCUGCAAGUGUCGAGAGGGAUAUGUGUUGAAUGCAGACCAGAAAACAUGCUCACAGGAAAUGAGAAGUGAAAUCACUCAAGAUGCCUGCAUGUGUGAAGCUCAGAUUGUGUUCCAGAAGAAAGUGCAGUCAACCAUUCAGGAGCUGAGCAGAAAACUUGAUGAACUUUCAGACAAAGUUAACCUGAUUGAGGGCCAACAGCAGUAGCGAUGGAGAUGUCGGAAAAACCUCAGGGCUCUGAGUGUAUCAAAUUUUUGUGACCAGACAAAGUCAUCUGUAACCAUCAAAAUCUCCCUAAAAAUGUCUGAUUUGGUAGAAAUCUGCAUGGUACUGAUUUCUCAAGCAGUAAACUGUUGUAAUUACUGUUGUGUAUUAUAAACCUGCAUUCUGCAUUCACAACACUGUCUGUUAUUACUUCUUACAUUAAAAUCAGGUAUAACUGGUGUAAAUGUUUACAUAUACCUGUAUUUUUUAGUAUUACUAGAUUGCCUCCACUGAGUUAAGAUUCAAACUAUGUAAGAUAAUUUACAGAAAAGAUAUGGUACAAACUUCUAAAAAAAUAUAUGUAUGAGAAAUCGUUAAACAAUGAAUGUUUUUCUUGUGGAGUGUACCACAUCCUUGUGUAUUUAGUGAGCCGAGAGCAUUUCUUGGUCAGUGUUCUUGUGUUCUAGGUAGAACACAAAGCCUCCAUCCAUAACCAUAACACAACAACUAAUCUCUUAUACAACAAGAGCAUUGUUGUUACCCUUCUGAUUGCAUCACUAUUACACAGAGAAAAGACCAAAAAAAGCCUGGUCCAAUUGGCCCAUGGCAGUGUUAUAUCACAGUGAAUUACUAUAAUCCUUUUAUUUGAUACCUGAAAUAUUUCAACUACUUUAUAGCACAACAUUGAUUGGUAAUAAUUGUUUUGUUUGUAACAGACAGGUGCAGUUGCGUUGGGCUUAGAGGGAAAACUGUUUAGGGAGUUCAUGGUUGUUUGGGCCAGUUCAGUUCUUUGCACACUUGGCUAGUCUUGGACCAAAGUCCGGGCCAUUAAAGACAAUUUUCAAUGCACUAAAUUUUGAAAUCAUUGCAUUUUGAGUUAAAAUCCACUUUACUUUGUAAACAGUUAAAACAGUAUUUCACUGUACAGUAUAUGCUUUUUUAGUAACUUUUAUUUUUAUAGCAUUUUCAAUUCAACUGACAGUAGUGUAAAACAGAAACAUAAGAAUAUUGUCAGCUAAUAUCAAAGACAGAUACACAAGUAUACAGGGGUUUGAACAUCACUGCUUUAUUUUAAAUGUACAGUAUUUUCUUCAUACAAUACACACAUGUUCUGUGUUUACUACUUUGUCAUUGCCAUGAAACACCUGAAGCUGGUGAAAUGAAUAUUUGUGGUGUAAACUGACUAUGCAUGACAUAUUUUGGUGCUUUUGUGAUAGAAAACGACUUUUCCUGUAUAUUUUCUGUUGGGAAUAUAGUUGGACAUGGAUAAUAAAUAUUCUGAAAUAAUCGAUCAUA